Beauveria bassiana ARSEF 2860 is the source of this 1416-nucleotide messenger RNA. Its product is annotated as heme oxygenase. The coding region runs from base 1 to 1416 and encodes 471 amino acids. The record is from RefSeq and is a predicted model, not a curated record. Gene Ontology annotation, biological process: heme oxidation. Gene Ontology annotation, molecular function: heme oxygenase (decyclizing) activity. The transcript has a single exon. NCBI's taxonomy places the organism in Eukaryota, Fungi, Ascomycota, Sordariomycetes, Hypocreales, Cordycipitaceae.
AUGGCCGUCUCCGACAGCACAACAUUCGAAGCUACGCGCCGCCGUGGUCAGGAUAAGCCCCUCGCCGAGGCUAUCGCUGCCAUCACGCGAGGCAUCCACGCCCGACUUAACAAGUCCAUUGUCGCCCGACUACCUCUGGCCCUGCCACCCCGCGCCUCAGAUCCUUCCACCUACGUCACCGGACUCUUGCAUGUUACACCAAUAUACCUGACUUUUGAGAGUCUUUGGAACGAAUUCCUCGGCCCGGGCCCGGAAGACGACGUUGGUCCUCAUGCCGAGCUGGUUGCGCCGCUGCUGCCCCUAUCCGACACAACCCAUGAUGACACCUCACCGGUGUCCACCCCGGCACCGCAUCAGCGCAAGCUCGGCCUCCCUGCUCGAGUGCACUCUGUACUUCAUGCUCUGCAGCUCCCGGGGCUCGCGCGAGGGGGUUGCUUGAAAGCCGACAUCAAAGCAUUGACGGGUUGGUCUGACCACGUCGUCGAGAGCCAGCUGGAAUACGCCGCCCAAGCGCCGGCUCUUGCUGCCAUGAUUAAUCACAUGAAGAUUUCCAUACAGAACAAGCCGCUUCUUAUCGUGACCUAUACAUACAUCAUGUACAUGGCCCUCUUUGCUGGAGGACGAUUUAUCCGAGCAACGCUAGAAUCGACAGGCGAUGAAUUUUGGCAGACUCCUCUGGCACCCAUCAAGCCCAGCAUGCAGCCCUGCAUACCUACGCCGGCCUUUCAAGACGGCAUGACCGAAGACUCGCAGUUCCACAACGAGUCGCAUAAAUGCCACCCUCUGCCACUGAGCUUCUUCCACUUUGACACCCCACACGAUGGCGAGGACUUGAAGGUCGAGUUCAAGCGCAGGGUGCGUAUCUGUGAAGCAGCUCUCGACCCGCAGGAAACGGACGACAUUGUCCAAGAGGCGAUGCAUAUAUUCGAGCACAUGAUUUCUCUUGUGCAGCAAUUGGAUGCCAUCUGCGAGGACGAGACUAGUGACAGCGCUGCGACGACACCCGGCGACUACCUGCAUUCCGUGCCUCUACUCAGCCGCCUGCGCGAUAGCGUGUCCGUGACCAAGGAGAGGAACGCCAAAAGCUCGCACGCAACGUCUUCCAGCGAGAGCGACAGCGCUGGUACCGUGAUCCGUCGACGCAACACGCGCUCCAGCGCCUCGUCCGAAUCACGCACCAGUGGAAGCGUUGUUCCCGAGCACCCACAAGUACCUGUCGUCACGGGUGUUGAGGUGUGUCCUAUCGCGGCCGUUAGAUCCGUCUGCUUCAAUUCUGGUCUGGCGCUUCAACCGCAAAACGAGCAAACGACGAUGGCGGCGCGGCUCGAGCAGCUCAACAAAGCCGACUUGGCCCGUUACCUUUUGGUUGCGCUUUUUGGUAUUUUGGUCACGGGUGUUUUUUUGGUCUCGAGAUGA